CAAUUGAUAGAGCCAUUUCCAGGUACUGAGCCAUAGCUUAAUCAAAUCAUGCGUAAGAAAGAUCCUGUCAGAAUUGUUCGAUGCCAUAAGCAUAUAGAAAUCCUAACAGUAAAUGGAGAAUUACUGUUUUUUAGACAAAGAGAAGGGCCUUUUUAUCCAACCCUAAGGUUACUUCACAAAUAUCCUUUUAUCCUGCCACACCAGCAGGUUGACAAAGGAGCCAUCAAAUUUGUACUCAGUGGAGCAAAUAUCAUGUGUCCAGGCUUAAGUUCUCCUGGAGCUAAGCUUUACCCUGCUGCAGUAGAUACCAUUGUUGCAAUCAUGGCAGAAGGAAAACAGCAUGCUUUAUGUGUUGGAGUUAUGAAGAUGUCUGCAGAAGAUAUUGAGAAAGUCAACAAAGGAAUUGACAUUGAAAAUAUCCAUUAUUUAAAUGAUGUGCUGUGGCAUAUGAAAACAUAUAAAUAAGCCUCAGAAGGAAGGCACUUGGGCUAAAUAUGGAUAUUGUGCAGUAUCUGUGU
Dipodomys ordii (Ord's kangaroo rat) is the source of this 518-nucleotide messenger RNA. Its product is annotated as malignant T-cell-amplified sequence 1-like. Lineage: Eukaryota; Metazoa; Chordata; Mammalia; Rodentia; Heteromyidae. Bases 49 to 465 code for a protein of 138 amino acids. Gene Ontology annotation, molecular function: RNA binding. Gene Ontology annotation, biological process: formation of translation preinitiation complex. The record is from RefSeq and is a predicted model, not a curated record. The transcript has a single exon.